AUGGCUCAUGGGGCAGAUGGAGCCAUUAUGGAUCAGUAACCGCAGACCCUGGUGACCGUUUUCAACGGCAUUUUUUUUACUAUUUAUAAUAAGGUUUAUCAUAAAUAAGAAAUAAUAUAUCUCAUCGGUGAUUUGUCGCUGAAUAAAUCACUGUUUGGAGUUCAGAUGCGAAGGAAUUAUAUCACGAGGGCGUAGCCCGAGUGAUAUAAUGCUACGCAUCUGAACGACAAACAGUGAUUUAUUCAAGAGCAAAUCACUAAAUGAGAUAUAUUAUUUCGAUUCUAACACGUUAUCAAGGACUUUAAAGUACACCUUGUCGGCAUGUAUUAGAUAUUUGCCCGUUUUCAAUCGGGUUCUUUUCCAGCGCGCCGUUACGCCGCUUGACGCUAUGACGUAAUAGUUGUGACGUCAGAACAGUGAAUUGUUGUUUAAUAAAUCACUGUCUCCAGCCUUCUUUGUUUAAUAGGAAAAUGAAUCGGAUCGUGUUAGAAACUAAGUAGUAAAGAUUUGACGUUGACGUCGUUGUAAGUAAACGAGACGAUGUUCGAACUGAUUUGGUCUAAAAUGUAAAGACAGAAGAAAUUUGAUUUUUCAGCAGUAAAAGCUAAUAUGUGAUAAUAAGAACAUUCUGUUUGUGACAUUCUACAAAGAAUUGAAUAAAAUUGAUAAAAUGCUCGACAGAGCCUCACGAAAGGUGAAGGGGGGCACCUGGGGUCUUCCUCCACCAUCAAAGCUGGAAAGUCGCCAUAUGACCUAUAAUUGUGUCGGUGCGACGUUAAACCCAACAAAAUAAAAAAAAUGAUUUGAAGCUUACCAGUUUAAUCUUACACAUAAAUCUUUGUAAAAUGUUUGAGUAGUAAAUCUUACUGAUAACGAGACUCGUAAAUUAUUUUUAUUUAUAAAUUUUGUAGCACAAAAUAAAUUUAUUACUGAAUGUGGUAGGAAUAAGCUUGACCGAGACUGUAAAAAAUAACGCAGCGAUUUUCCUAGCGAAAAUGCAUGUGUCAGUCGUGCGGCAAUUGUGCUAUAUUUCUUUGUUUGUAGUUGUGUAUGCUACACAAAGUGAACAACGAGAUGAGGUAAAAGACUUUCUGAGGAUUCAUAGACUACAACGAGGGCGGCGUCACAUUGAUACACCAGUGUUUAGACAUUGUCCAAAUGGUUACACACGUUACGACAAAUCUUGUUACAUCGUAACAGAAGCUGUUGUCAGCUGGCCUGUUGCACUGGUGUACUGUGAAGCAUUUGGAGGACAUCUGGCUUACAUAGAGUCCCAGAGGGAACAAAAGUUUAUUAAUGCAUUCCUAAAAACGGUCAAUCCGAGAGUUACUAGGCAAUACUACUGGAUAGGAGGAACGGACGCUGUAACGGAAGGCGAAUGGUUCUGGGCCCCUGCUGUAAAGCCGGUGACGUACACCAACUGGGGUCCUGGGAACCCAAACUUGUACACGCAAGACUGUGUAGCCCUGUACGGCAAUGGUCGAUGGGAUGACGGUUACUGCAGAGCAGAAUGUAACUUCAUCUGUGAAAUAGAGCUCGAUGUAUAGUGAGGAAGCUCGCACCUGACAAAAUGACUGUAUAUGCACUUAGAUGGAAUUUUGGAUUAUAAUAAAUCAAUUCAGAAAGCCACACUUACAGAAAAGAAGAAAACAAAAUGUUACUUACAUUUCUGACAUUUUUACAGUUCAAAAAUCAGUUAUGAAAUAUGGAUGAAUAGAUAUACUCAAAAACGAUUGAGAAAUACAUACCUGUACAAAAACAAUAUGAUAGUAAAAAGUAUUAUCCCUGGGUACGCACUCCAAAACAUGAAAUAUGACACUUAAUGCGAAUAAUGGAAGCAUACUGGUCCAUGAAAAACUUUGGUGUUUACUCGAUGUCCGUCGUGGAUGACAAAAUUACAACUGUUGACAAUACGAAGACGAAACAAGAUUCUUUACUUAAACUGAAAAUUAUCUCUUUUAUUUUCUAAUGAUAUGGCUGCUUAUAAGUUCAAUAAAACUAAAAUUCAC
Messenger RNA from Mercenaria mercenaria, 2009 nucleotides. RefSeq names its product galactose-specific lectin nattectin-like. Lineage: Eukaryota; Metazoa; Mollusca; Bivalvia; Venerida; Veneridae. The record is from RefSeq and is a predicted model, not a curated record. Gene Ontology annotation, molecular function: signaling receptor activity. The coding region runs from base 996 to 1547 and encodes 183 amino acids. The transcript is spliced from 6 exons.